AUGAAAAAUCUCGCUUAUUUAAAGAUCCCGUUCACCUCGAAGAAGAUCUACUUUUCACCGAAAGCUAAAGCCAAAUUGGCAACGCAAAUCCCUUUCAAAUCGCCGAAGAUUCAAACAAUCACCGAGCUCGCCAAUCAGAAGAAAACUCAAGAGAAUGACUAUGGAGAGUUUGCAAAAGUUGAAAGCAGCCGAUCAAUCGAUUCCCUCAAUGAAACCCUGCUCACUCGAAUCUUUUCUUAUUUGCCCACCGAUGAUGUUGAUAAGUUGAUGAUGGUGAACAAGAAGUUUCAUAAAAUAAUUCGAAGAAAAUCUUUCGAUCUUCCCAAACACUACGUGAAAGAAGUCGAGUUGACGCGCUCAUCCGGUGGACUGAUUCGCUUUCGCAUGGUCAAACGCAACAUGAAAACCCAUCACAUUUACACAAAUAUCUCCGGUCUGAGGCGCUACUUUGCUCGGGUUAACAUCGAAACACUGAUCUUUUACGGGAAAUUAUGCGAUGUUUUACUAAAUGUCCUCUCGAGAGUUCAAAUCAAUCGAUUCCUCGCGAAAGAAGCCGGGAUUUCAGUCAGUUACGCAGGAUUGUCGAAUUUCCUCUCCACUUCAAAUGUUCGCUAUUUGAAUCUCUCCGGUUGUACAUUCGAGGAUUUUCACUCGAUUUGCAAUCAGCUCUUCAUCGAGAAUCCCCAAUUGGAGUGUGUGAAGAUUUGCUCGACUCAUGACCGACUUUCAUUUCCAUUUUUGACUGAUCGCGUCUUUUUUGAGCUCUCAAAAAUGGGUACUCUUCCAUCGCAGCUGAUCCUCGAAAAUGUCGACACGGGGAUUUCCGUUCGCGGGGUGCAAAUCCUCAUCAAUCAUUUUCGAGCCAAUCACCCUCAUCGACCAGUCUCCUAUUUGUUGGGGAGAAUCGCGACGAAUCGAAUCGAUUCUGUGGCGAAACUCUCGUCAAUCAACGAUGUCACAUUGUUUCAAAUUCAACGCUGCAAAUUGGGCAUUCACGCGACUUUUGGUGCGGACAUUUCGAUCAUUUUUUCCACGAGUUUACCUCGACGACGAAUCGAUUUCGAAACGAAUUUGGAAAAGAAAAUGGAAGAGCUUGAAAUAUUUGUG
Mesorhabditis belari is the source of this 1107-nucleotide messenger RNA. The record is from the annotation of a GenBank genome assembly. Lineage: Eukaryota; Metazoa; Nematoda; Chromadorea; Rhabditida; Rhabditidae.